Aspergillus candidus is the source of this 2051-nucleotide messenger RNA. Its product is annotated as putative sterol o-acyltransferase (APE2). Gene Ontology annotation, cellular component: endoplasmic reticulum membrane. The record is from RefSeq and is a predicted model, not a curated record. Gene Ontology annotation, molecular function: ergosterol O-acyltransferase activity. Gene Ontology annotation, biological process: ergosterol metabolic process. The transcript is spliced from 6 exons. Lineage: Eukaryota; Fungi; Ascomycota; Eurotiomycetes; Eurotiales; Aspergillaceae. Bases 302 to 1897 code for a protein of 531 amino acids.
CCUGAAGUUGUUCUCUGCAGCUGCAGAUCCAUCCUCGAUCACCUCAAUUGGACUGCCUUCUUGACUCUCCCCGCCCCCCUGCAUCGCUUGUACUUUAUUCAUGAUUCCUUGAUUCGAUGAAUGUGUUUGCCUGCUCAGCAUAGCCCUGUACACCACCGUACUAAUAUCUUGGAUUGUUCUGCUUUGCUUAUUUUGGUUCCCCUUUCGACAGUCUAGCCUUAUUGGAAGGCUCCAUCUUAUAUAUUUGUCUUUUUUGGAACCGAUGUGAGAGUAACGACGAGUGUCUCCUCUACUCAUCAGCAUGUCGACCGCUGUUUCUCAAGGCAAUGGUCUGGUACGGCCUCGCCCUGUCCCGGGCCAGAAGAAGCCAGACAGUCUCAGUGACGCUCCACUAGAGCGCACCACGUCGGAUUCCAGUGGCUACUCGACUCCCCUGGCAGAAGAUGCUCCUCCAUCGGCGCAUUCGCUCUCAACCGCCCGCAAGCAAGCGCGCGCCCGCAACCGCAUGUUCUACAGCAUCGACUACGUCCCCCGUGUCUCGCAUUUUGACCCGCGCAGCGACUAUCAUAAUUUUCGCGGCUUCUUUACUCUGUUCUGGAUCAGCCUGUUCAUCAUGGUCGUUACCACCAUGCUGCGGAAUAUCAAGGAUACCGGGUCCCCGCUGCGCGUGCGGGUGUGGACGCUGCUGUCGGCAAACGUCUGGUCCAUGGGCUUCAGCGACCUGGCGAUGGUCGUCACCAGUGGCUUCAGCCUGCCGCUGCAGUAUCUAUUCAAGCGCGGGUGGGUGCGGUGGUCCAAGGGGGGGAUGGUCCUGCAGAGUUUAUUCGAAGCCGCCUGGCUGGGGCUGUGGGUGAACUGGCCGUUCAUGCUGCAAUGGACAUGGACCGCACAGGUCUUCUUCACGCUCCACACGCUCACCUUCCUGAUGAAGAUCCACUCUUACGGCUUCUACAACGGCCACCUCAGCGAAACGCAGCACCGGCUCUCCUCCCUCGACAGCAACACCAACGACGCCUCGAUGGCCGCCGCCGUGCACUACCCCGAAACGUCGCCCCGACGCGGGUCGCUCCACGAGCAGCGCCGACCAAAACCGUCCAAGCGGCGCUCCAACUCCAUCGUCGAGCUGCGCGAAGACCUCGCCAAAGAGCUCACCUCCCCGCUCGGCAACGUCACCUACCCGCAGAACCUGACGCUCUCCAACUACGUCGACUUCAGCUUCUGCCCGACCCUCUGCUACGAGCUCGAGUACCCGCGCAGCCCCAACCGCCGCUGGACGGAGGUGGCCUACAAAACGUUGGCCGUGUUCGGGUGCAUCUUCCUCCUGACGCUCGUAAGCGAGGAGUUCAUCCUCCCGGUGCUCAGCGAGGCCAACGUGCAGCUGCAUGUGACAGACAACCCAGCAGACCGGGCGCUCAUCCUCGCCGAGACAAUCAGCAUGCUCCUCUUCCCGUUCAUGGUGACUUUCCUGCUGGUGUUCCUGGUCAUCUUCGAGUACGUGCUCGGCGCAUUCGCCGAGCUCACCUGUUUCGCAGACCGACACUUUUACUCCGACUGGUGGAAUUCCUGCGACUGGCUCGAAUUCUCCCGCGAAUGGAACAUCCCCGUGCACCACUUCCUCCGGCGCCACGUCUACUUCUCCUCCCUCAGCCAGUUCUCCAAACCCGUCGCCAUGGUCAUCACGUUCCUCGUCAGCGCCAUCGCGCACGAGCUCGUCAUGGGUUGCAUUACCAAGAAGCUGCGCGGGUAUGGUUUCGGGGCGAUGAUGCUGCAGUUGCCGAUUGUUGCCGUGCAGAAGUCGAGGUUUCUUCGGGGGAAGACUACUCUUAAUAAUCUGUUCUUUUGGCUGUCGAUGAUUUUUGGGCUUUCUUUGAUGUGCGCUCUCUACGUCCUUGUCUAGUUGGACUCAUUCAUUUAUUGAUCUGCUACAUCUAUCUGCAUACAUCUAUUGUACAUUCCAUGUAUACCAUGAAUCAUUUGGUUUAGGAUAUACGUACUACAUACUACAUACUACAUACAUAGGACAUAGGAUACUUACAAUCACUUCUCACUUA